AUGGAGUCAACCAAGGAAGAGUCAAUCGGUUCGUCCCGGGUCAAGCUUAACGGCCCGUCAGACUGGAAACAGUGGAUAAGCAUUAUCCAGAAAUUUGCCAUUGCGCACGGAAUCUGGGACUUUGUCGAUCCAAGUCGACCACUCAAUCCGGCUCCACGGGAACCACGGAGACCGGAACCAUCAGAUCUGCAGGAUGAGGCGACACUCGUAACCCUCAAUCCUGACAAGAUCAAAACCUUCGAACUUCUGACUUCCCAGUAUCGACAUGAGUACUCUAUCUUCAAGGCACGACAAAAGGCGCUAGCAAGCCUGCAGGAACACAUCGUCAGGACCUGUGGGAACUACUACAACACCAUUGCCUACGAACAUGACGUUGCAAAGGAACUUAAAGUCCUCAAACAGAGGAUCCAGCCCACCAGCUGGGCACAAGAACAAGAUGUCCUUGACAGAUUUCAUUCCACAUUGAAGUCACCCAACAGGACCAAGAUUUCGGAUUGGGUCACGAAGUGGCACCAAGUCCUUACCGAAGCCCAACAGCUCGGAAUUCCAGAUGCCCAAGGACUCAGACCGACUCGGUUGUUCUUGAAGGCAGUUUCGGGAGUAAAUCCCACGUUUUCUCAUUACUGGCUCAACAAGAUGGAGGACGAAGCUCGUGGCAUCGACCCCCUCUGGCAAGGUCGAUUCCCAGACGGCAUUGAGAUCAGUACCAUUUUCGAGAGGGCACAUUCCCUCACGUCUGACCAGAAGGGAGGAAAAGGCGGAAACACGUUUGCCACUUGGCAGCAGACUUGCAAAUAG
Molecule: messenger RNA, 798 nt
Organism: Hirsutella rhossiliensis
Lineage: Eukaryota; Fungi; Ascomycota; Sordariomycetes; Hypocreales; Ophiocordycipitaceae
Exons: 1
Coding region: 1-798 (265 amino acids)
Source: RefSeq, a predicted model, not a curated record